This is a messenger RNA of Miniopterus natalensis, 351 nucleotides long. NCBI's taxonomy places the organism in Eukaryota, Metazoa, Chordata, Mammalia, Chiroptera, Miniopteridae. The record is from RefSeq and is a predicted model, not a curated record.
AUGCCUAGAUCAUGCUGCAGCCGCUCGGGGGCCCUACUGCUUGCCUUGCUGCUUCAGGCCUCCAUGGAAGUGCGUGGCUGGUGUCUGGAAAGCAGCCAGUGUCAGGACCUCACCACGGAAAGUAACCUGCUGGUACAGCUGGAGUACGGCCUGGUGGCGGAGGCCGAGGCCGAGGCCCAGCCCGCGCUGAAGAAGGACGAGGGGCCCUACAAGAUGGAGCACUUCCGCUGGGGCAGCCCGCCCAAGGACAAGCGCUACGGCGGCUUCAUGAGCUCCGAGAAGGGCCAGACGCCCCUGGUGACGCUGUUCAAAAACGCCAUCAUCAAGAACGCCCACAAGAAGGGCCCGUGA